This is a messenger RNA of Emiliania huxleyi CCMP1516, 339 nucleotides long. RefSeq lists its product as hypothetical. The record is from RefSeq and is a predicted model, not a curated record. Bases 1 to 339 code for a protein of 112 amino acids. Lineage: Eukaryota; Haptophyta; Isochrysidales; Noelaerhabdaceae. The transcript has 3 exons.
AUGCCACAUAAGGUCAAACUUGACCCCAGAAGCAUCAAGAACCCGAUGCUCCGGCUCGACUGCCGUUGCGGCCCGUGGUGCACCAGAGAGAGAGGUCGACGCGCCAGCCAGAAGGUGUGUGGUGACGGCACCGUGGCAGGAGUGCGGAGAAGAGCUCGCCGAACGCGAGCAGCAGAUGGCCAAAGUGUGCCAGCGCGAGAGCCUCGCGAGCGGGCGCAGAAGGAGCUCGCCGUGACACGAUGCCGGGCGGUGGUGGUGCUCUGGCGACUGUGCACAGUGGGCAAAGUCAGGCUGCAACAGGGCAGCACGUUGGUAGUGCCCUGCUGCAGCCUGGCCUGA